Hirundo rustica (Barn swallow) is the source of this 10376-nucleotide messenger RNA. It is a transcript of the gene ATP11C, whose product is annotated as ATPase phospholipid transporting 11C. Bases 1 to 3405 code for a protein of 1134 amino acids. The transcript has 29 exons. Gene Ontology annotation, molecular function: ATP hydrolysis activity; magnesium ion binding; ATP binding. Gene Ontology annotation, biological process: phospholipid translocation. Lineage: Eukaryota; Metazoa; Chordata; Aves; Passeriformes; Hirundinidae. Gene Ontology annotation, cellular component: recycling endosome; endoplasmic reticulum; plasma membrane. The record is from RefSeq and is a predicted model, not a curated record.
AUGGUCACACUGGUGUCUGUGAGCUGGUGGUCCGAGCAGCCUGGGUGUGGCUGCCGUGUCGUUCCUGAACCAGGUCGCUACGCCUCAGCGGAGUGUGCUGGGGAGGAGAAGCGGGUGGGGACACGCACCGUGGUGGUCGGGCGCCGCCCCGUUUCGGACACUGAGGUGUAUGUGGCACAGAAAUUCUGCAACAACAGGAUCAUCUCCUCUAAGUACACCCUCUGGAAUUUCCUCCCGAAGAACCUUUUUGAGCAGUUUAGAAGAAUUGCCAACUUCUACUUCCUUAUCAUCUUCCUUGUGCAGGUGAUAGUAGACACCCCAACCAGCCCGGUGACCAGUGGCCUCCCACUCUUCUUUGUCAUCACUGUCACAGCUAUCAAACAGGGGUACGAGGACUGGUUGAGGCACAGAGCUGACAACGAAGUGAACAAAAGCAACAUCUUUGUUGUCGAAAAUGCAAAGCAAGUGCGGAAAGAGAGUGAAAAAAUCAAGGUUGGAGACGUAGUAGAAGUGAAAGCAGAUGAGACCUUCCCCUGUGACUUGAUAUUUUUGGCCUCCAGCAGCAGUGAUGGGAUCUGUUAUGUCACUACAGCAAGCCUUGACGGCGAGUCCAAUUUCAAGACUCACUAUGCGGUGCGGGACACCACUACGCUCUGCACUGAUGAAGCCAUCGACACUCUCACGGCCACAAUCGAGUGUGAACAGCCACAGCCUGACUUCUACAAAUUUGUUGGAAGAAUUAUCAUCUACAAAAGUAACCAAGAGCCUGUAGCCAGGUCUUUGGGUCCUGAAAACCUGUUGUUGAAAGGUGCUACCCUCAAAAAUACCAAGAAGAUUUAUGGAGUUGCAGUCUAUACUGGAAUGGAAACAAAAAUGGCUCUGAACUACCAAGGGAAAUCUCAGAAAAGGUCUGCAGUAGAAAAAUCAAUCAACACUUUCUUGAUAGUGUAUUUGUGCAUCUUAUUGGGCAAGGCCACUGUAUGCACGACUCUGAAAUACAUCUGGCAGAGUAAUCCAUUUAAUGAUGAACCUUGGUACAAUGAAAAGACUAAAAAAGAGAGAGAGACGUUCAAGGUCUUGCGGAUGUUCACGGACUUCCUGUCGUUUAUGGUCCUCUUCAAUUUUAUUAUCCCUGUCUCCAUGUACGUUACAGUAGAGAUGCAGAAGUUCUUGGGCUCCUUCUUCAUCUCCUGGGACAAGGAGAUGUAUGAUGAAGAAAUACAAGAGGGGGCACUGGUGAACACCUCGGACCUGAAUGAAGAGCUUGGGCAGGUGGAGUUCGUGUUCACAGACAAAACCGGGACGCUGACAGAGAACAGCAUGGAGUUCAUCGAGUGCUGCAUAGAUGGGCAUAAGUACAAAGACCGCAUUUCAGAGGCGGAUGGCUUCUCCCAGACUGAUGGACCCCUCAAGUACUGUGGCAAAGCUGAAAAGAGCUGUGAGGAGCUGUUCCUGAGAGCCCUCUGCCUGUGCCACACAGUUCAGAUCAAGGAAGCAGACCAGGUGGAUGGGCUGAUGGCACACCCAGAACGCAAAUACACCUAUAUCUCCUCUUCCCCAGAUGAAAUUGCUUUGGUGAAAGGCGCAGAAAAGUACCAACUUCUCCAUGUGUUGAACUUUGACCCUGUCCGGCGCCGUAUGAGUGUCAUUGUGAGAACCACCACAGGAAAGUUGCUUCUCUUCUGUAAAGGAGCAGACUCCUCUAUUUUUCCAAGGGUGCAGCAAGAAGAAAUCCAGCAAACAAAAGUCCAUGUGGACUGUAAUGCUAUGGAUGGCUACCGAACACUCUGUGUGGCCUUCAAAGAACUAACUGAAAAGGAGUAUGACAAAAUUGACAGACAGCUCAAUGAAGCCAAGAUGGCUCUGCAGGACAGGGAGGAGAAGAUGGCCAAGGUUUUUGAUGACACAGAAGCAGACACGCACUUGAUUGGGGCUACUGCUGUAGAAGACAGGCUGCAGGAGCAGCUGGCAGAAACCAUCGAAGCCCUGCACACAGCUGGCAUGAAGGUUUGGGUGCUGACAGGAGACAAGAUGGAAACUGCCAAAUCCACCUGCUAUGCCUGCAGGCUCUUCCAGACCAACACCGAACUGCUGGAGCUGACAGCAAGAACGGUGGGCGAGAGUGAAAGGAAGGAGGAUCAGCUCCAUGAGCUGCUGCUGGAGUACCACAAAAUGCUGAUGCAGGAUGUUCCCAAAAACUGGGGAGGCCUGAAGAGAAGCUGGACGUUGAGUCAAGAAUAUGGACUGAUUAUCGAUGGCUCGACGCUGUCGCUGAUACUCAACCCUUCUCAGGACUAUGGCUCUAGCAAUUACAAAAGCAUAUUCCUACAGAUCUGCCUGAAGUGCACUGCAGUCCUUUGCUGCCGGAUGGCUCCGCUGCAGAAAGCACAGAUUGUGCGAAUGGUGAAGAACACAAAAGGAAGCCCGAUAACCCUCUCCAUAGGGGAUGGUGCCAAUGAUGUCAGUAUGAUUUUGGAAGCACGUGUUGGAAUAGGGAUAAAAGGCAAAGAAGGACGCCAGGCUUCCAGAAACAGUGACUGUGCUGUGCCAAAGUUUAAACAUUUAAGAAAACUGCUACUAGCGCAUGGGCAUUUAUAUUAUGUGAGAAUAGCACACCUUGUACAGUAUUUCUUCUAUAAGAACCUUUGCUUCAUUUUACCACAGUUUUUAUACCAGUUCUUUUGUGGAUUCUCACAGCAGCCACUGUAUGAUGCUGCUUAUCUGACCAUGUACAACAUCUGCUUCACAUCACUGCCUAUCCUGGCUUACAGCCUCCUGGAGCAGCACAUCAGCAUCGACACGCUGACCUCAGACCCUCAGCUCUACAUGAAGGUGUCGGAUAAUGCAAUGCUGCAGUGGAGGCCGUUCCUGUACUGGACCUUUCUGGGCACCUUUGAAGGACUUGUGUUUUUCUUUGGGGUUUAUUUUCUUUUUCAAAGUUCAUCGUUGGAAGAUAAUGGAAAGGUGUUUGGAAACUGGACCUUUGGGAUGAUUGUUUUCACUGUGCUGGUGUUCACUGUCACUCUCAAGCUAGCAUUAGAUACCCGAUUCUGGACAUGGAUGAACCACUUUGUGAUUUGGGGCUCCCUUGCUUUCUAUGUGUUUUUCUCAUUCUUUUGGGGAGGAGUCAUUUGGCCUUUCUUGAAGCAGCAAAGAAUGUAUUUUGUAUUUGCUCAUAUGCUGACUUCUGUUUCCACAUGGCUGGCAGUAAUUCUCCUGAUCUUUAUCAGCCUUUUCCCAGAAAUUCUUCUAAUAGUUUUAAAAAAUAUAAAAGAGAAAAAUCAUCAGGCUGGCCCCUUUGAUCUGCCUGUGUUAGUGUCAUACAAAUGUAUAGAGAAUGGUUAUGUGAAGGCUGAAGAUGCUGUUACUAAUUUGGCAGAAAGAUAUCCUCUCAGGAUACCUUAAAGUGCUCCACACAAACACUGCGUAUUGAUUGUCAUGCUGUAGGAAACCCAUGGUUUUAACCUGGCAGUGACCUUUGAUAGUACCAAAGACUGUAAGCAGCCAUGCUGAUAGAGCAGCCAGGGCACUGGCCCCACAGUACCUGUUAGUCUUUGGUCUUGUGGCUUCCCUGCCCUCCCAGAUAAACCAAUUUGGCCAAAUCCUACAUCAUUGAAGGCUGAGAAAGCAUCUUUAGGAAUUCACCCAAAACAGCAUGGAUCGAAGUGCAAGAGUGCAGUGCCAGCCCCAUUUCACAUGGGGGCUUCCUCUGCCUGCUGCAGAUCUGUCCGAGAGCAGCAGAGCUGCUCAAAGCUCGUGCUCUGCCUGACCAAAGAAGUAGCACAGACUUCAACCCAAUAAUAUUCCCCUCCAGCCACCUGAAGGUACUGGGAAGAGGCUGCUCUCCUCACACACAAGGCGGAUACAGCCCUGGAGCCUCUCUUGCCUGGCAGCUGCCCCCUCUCAGCCAUGAGUUCCCAGAUGCACAUGGCAGGAUCAGCUGAAAAUUCAGGAGAAAUCUUUGCUGCUCCCUCCUCCAGGUGUAGCUGGAAACAGUCUGUAGUCUGUCCACAGCAGUGGUGUCCAUGUGAAGACCUGCAGUGCUGGGAAGUGCCAGAGCAUCCUGCCACAACCACUUUGCUGAUGGGUUUAUUCCUGCUGGAGGGUGAAGAGAAGGUUGUUUUGUAGCUGUUUGUGAUAGAAGGAAACUUUCAUGGGGGAGAAAGGAAUCCCAAAAGUUGGGCUGUGUCAGCCUCUGAGCCCCAGUGCCCAGGAUCGUAUGGCUGUGCUUACAUUACUGCACUGUGCAGUUGCUCCAACACUUUAAAGGCCUGAGGGACAGUGUAGUCCUUGGCUGAUCCUGGGGACAUGGGUUGUGCCUGUGAACCUGCAGGUGUAUAAAACUGCAUCUUGAGUUAUUUGCACUAAGAAGAAAGAUGACAGCUUAAAAUUGAAUACGUGAACCUGAUUUCAUUUUACAUUUUAUUUGUUUUUUUAAAUUGGCAUGUUCUUUUUAAAUCUACCUGUACCAUGGUCAUAGGAACUUUCCUCUUUAGGUUCUGCACAGCAAAGGUGAGAUGCCUGACUCUCAAUAUAUAUUUUUUUUCUCUGAUACUUCAUAUGUGGAAAGAGCAGCUUUUUUUGUUGUGUGAAGUCAUAAGCAGUGACAGAGCAGCCUGUGUGCUGCCGAUUGGUGUGACAGACCCUCCCUUGUGCUGAUGUCCCCAGAGGAACUACUGUGAGAAGCUUUGAGGCUUAUUUCAGAAGCAGCAAGCUCUGCACUGCCGCUGGGUUUGGCUCCCACUCGCUCAAGCUUUGUCAUGUGUAUACAACAAAAGAAUUUGGGACUAGACAGAACAGUCCCCUCACCAAAUUUUGUUGAACCGCAGACUACUAAUUUUUGGAAGAAUCAAGUCUUGCUCUCUGGCUGCCAUCCCUGAGGUUCGUCUUCGACUGGUGCAGAUCAGCUGCUGGCAAAUUCGUGCAUCAUGAGGACUUCGGAUGGGCCUUACCUGAGUGGGAGAGGGGAGUGCACAGUUCCUGUGGCUGCUCUGCCAUCACCCAGCACAGGAGGGGACGGAUGGACAGGACCACUGUAUUAUGCACUCUGCGCUGGCCUCAACACAAGUGGUGUCUGCACCCUGUCAGUGAGCGCAGCUCAGCUCCUUGCUGCAUGCAAGUCAAGAGCUUCACUGCCAGCAUGUGUCCCAUGGGCAAAAGUUUCAUUUUCUUCUUUUUUUAAAUUUUUUUUCUGUUUUCCUAGCUAAUUUCACAGACCUGGAAUUCAACUUGCAGACCUUGUCCUGUUCUCAACUUUUCUUGCUGAAAUGUGGUGCCUACACAUCAAGUAUAUGAUGAAUACAAUGAAGAUAUGCUCUAUAUGCCAAAUCUAACCAUUCUCCAUAAAUAUACGGUUGCUGACUUGUGUUUACAUAACCUUUUAAAAAUGGGCGCUAAAAUGCCUAAUUCCUUUGAUUCAAAACCAUUCCAAGCCCGAAUGGUCCCAAGCCUGACACCUGACUUCUCAGAUUGUUUUGUGUCAUGCUCUACUCCAAGGGUCAAAGUCUGUUCCCCUGGAAUUCCAUUGGUGAUAUCAGUGGGAACAGUGAAACUUGACGUGUGUGUGAACUGUUCAAAUAGUCAAGUCAACAGGAUGAUUUCUGCUGCCUGUCUCAAGACAGAGCCUUCUGAGAACCAAAUCUUUCUCUUGGCAUUUCCAAGUGUCCUGACUCCAGCUGGAACAAGCCAUUGCAAUAGCCGUAUGUUCAAACCCAAGGUGUGCAUGCUGACAGGUGGAGUGGAAUUCAUGUGGAAUGUCUUGAAUAGCAGUUCUUUUGAGAAAAUGCAAUUUUUCUUGGGCUUGGAUCUUCAGAUAGUGCUCUGGUGUAGUGCUGGGUGCCAGGACAGCCAGGCUGCCCUGGUCCUGCAGAAGAGCUGGUCCUUGUCACUCAGCAACGGCAGAAAAAAAAUUCCUGUUGCUGUGGGUGACUUGUGAAAUGAGGGGAAACAGGAGACCCCUUUUGAGGUUAGAGAGGGGAAGUAGUGGUGGUAGGGGCUGUAAGGUGUAAGGCAGCAGGAUUGGAGAGGCAGUAGUGGGACAGCAGUGCUGUGGUGGGUGCUCUGUUCCCUGAUGCCACCACACUCGCGGUGUUCAUCAGGUAGAGUAAAAGGUCAGUACAAGCUUUUUGGUGGAGAAACUUGAAGGAAAAAAGGCUGGGGUUUUCUCAUAAUAAUUUGUUGAAGUUUUAUCACUGAGUAGUGACACUGAAAGGUAAGGAAAGUAAUUAAGAUUCCCUCUAAAACUUAUGUGAUAACAGUUGAGCUUGGUGUAGUCAUAGCAACUUUUCAAAAACUAAUCCUAAUGGUUACGAGAAUAUUAUAAAUGACUUGGAAUUGCAUAAAAGCUUCAAAUUGAAUUUGUAUGCACACAGUUGAAAAACUUUCCUAAUACUGCACCUUUUGUCCAAUCAGCUAUGAUUUUUAAAAAAAAAAUGUGUAGUGUAUAGAAAAUGUAAAUUAUAUGCAGGCAAUGAGCAGAUACAUUUUCAGCUUCUUGCAAAGAAAAAGGACUGCAACCUUACAUUUUUUUCACUUAAAUGCAAUUUUAUACAUUUAUGUUGCUUUAUAUCAAGGAAAUUGAAUGUGAAUGUUACCUUUUAUGAAUGCAACUUGCUCUUUUUUCAUUACAGAAACUUUUGUUUAAAAUAAUCAGUAAACUUUGGUAUGUUGUUCUGAUUAAUAUAUAUUUGUUGUUUGUCUCAUCUCCUUGGAUACUCCUAGGGGGUAGUUGAUUGUUUGGGCUUUUCCAGGGCAGUACUAGGGGGAAAAUCAGCAUUUUCACUGGGGGGUAGGUACCAGCAAGGCCAUGCUUGGUUGUCUGGUGUGGAGCAGCAUUUGUCUAAGGAAAUACUGCUUGCUUCUCAUACAUUUUUAUUUUUCCAGCAGUGUAUUAGCAAUUGCUGGCAUCAACUGCUGCACAUAGCUGGCCUGUGUGCUCUCGUCUCAUUUCCCUUUAAACGAAUGCUUAAUUAAGAAAGUGAAUCCUGUGAAUUAAGUUAAUAAAUUGAUUUAACUUUCUAGAAUAGGUGAACCCAGGGCUUCAGCUGACAUUUAGGAACUAGCUGAGAAAAGUGUAGGUCCAUGUGCCUGAUUUCCAUUCACAAAGUGUUUUCCUUACUGCUUUGUUUUGGUUCUUGGUUCUGUGUCAUGGCUGCCUGUAAUAAAAGAAGUAUUUUUUAGUUCAAAGCCUCGAAGUACACAAAUGAGGUUUGCAAAAUGCCUGGUGCUGGUGAGGUUCAGGCCCAAUAUUUGCAUUGAUGAAAUUCCAACAACACAAGGAAAGUGCUGAAGCACGACUCGCAAUGUGUGUAUAAUGCACAAGAAAAAUAUAUAGACUUAACUUUCUUUUUAAGGACACGGGUCUGUUUCAAACUGAAAUGUUUGUAAUGAGAAACUGUCAAUUUGAAAAAUUCUGUUUUGGCUGCUUUGAUCCCUGCAACUCCCAUCAGGCACCACAGGACAGAUGGCUAAGCUAUUUAAAACAAACUCUAACCUUUCCAAAGCAGCUUGUACUAUUGGAAACCAGAUACAUGCAUUGAGAAUCUUAAUAGCGCCAGUGAGUGAUUGUGAAAAUGGCCUGAAAAGCUGGAGAGGAUUUUACUCUGAGCUGGCUACCCAGGCUGACAGGACAAAAGCUGUAAAUGUUAAGCGAUGGGAGAUGACCGCAAGUCACCAAGUAUUUCAGAAAGCACCAAAAUUAGCACUUAAAACACCCAUGUAGCACUUCUUGUAAGAAAGGAGAAGUAAUGUCAUGUUGGAAGGUGAUUUUUAACAAGGACAGCAAUUUUUUUAAGGUCAGGCUGUUGGCGUGUGAGGGCUCUUGGCACGGGGAGAGGUCAUGGUGUCCAUGUCCCUCGCUGUCCCCCUGCAGCUGUUGCAGGACAUGCAUCCACAGCAUUCUCGCUGCUGGAAUUGGGCUUUGCUUCUUAAAUUUCCACACAUCUGGGGCUAACCUGCUAAGCUGGAAAAUACACAGUGGCCUGGAGAAGGGGUGCGUAUGUGCACCUGUGAGAGUUCCUGUCCAAAACCAGGAGCUGUAACAACAAAUAAGGCAGGUCUGACUAAUGCAGGGGGAAAGUGAGAGUGGGAGAACAGAGUGGAGCCCCUUUUUUUUUCACAUUCAAGUAGGAGACAUGAAAUCCUCCUGAUUAAAUCUAUGCAGGUGUGGCUGGCCAGGAUUUCUGCCAGGCUAUGGAGGAUCUGCUCCACUUGGAUCAGCUUGGAAAGACCCACACUGGGCAGUACCCCUGGAAUGAGGGCGAUGCUGCUGUCUGCACAAGAAAUCCUCCUAAAAUCCCUAUUCAUGAAAACCAACCAUGUUGCUGUUGUAUUAGGGGUGGCUGAAUGAGCGACAGAGACUCUAAUCUUCUUAGAAGGCAUAAAGCACAUUUAUUAGAGAGCACACCUUUUUAUAGACUAUUCGAUACAGCUGGACAUGAUUGGUCCUUUAAUUAACACCCCUCACCAUCAUUGGCUAAUUAGAAAUGACACCCUUUUGUAAACAUCUUGCAAAUCAACAAGUGUAAACACCAGGUGUAAGGAUUGUUUUGAAUUCCUUCACUGAGCUUUCUCACAACUCCCCAGACCAGUGUAUGGGAGUUGACUUUCUCUCUUACAGGCCUUGCCACUGUCUGAUGCUUGAAAAUUUCUCUCUGACCAGGCUGUCAGCAUCCACAAUCCCUCCUUUUUGUUUUAAAGCAAAAGGCAGCAUUUGUAAUCCCCUGCAGGGCCCUUCGCAGAAAGGAGAACAAACACAGCACAAGAGGUCCCUGUAGUAACUUGCCAGGUACUAAACAGAACCUCAAUCAGACACUGACUUAGAGCAGUCAGGGAGAUUCUCUAGCACAUACCAUCGAAUUCUUCACAAUCACGUCUAUGCACCAACAUCAAGUCUUGCUGUUCAUUCUUGCAAGGAGCCAGUUACUAAUUUUAACACAGUAACAAAACAUUGUUAGUCUGCUCAAAGAACUGGCAGUCUAACUUGUCAACACUCACUACUCCAGAAACAAAAGAAGAGAUAGAAUGCUCAUUCUCUACUUGUAGAAGGGUGUCCUGGUUUGGGACAAAUUCGGGAGAAAACCCCUGUAUAGGAUCCCUCUAAGGAAGCAAACCCACGUGGCUCCUCCCUUCAACUGGUCUGGAAAAAAAAACAGAGGAGUAGGGGAUGAGGCUCUUCAGCCUCUUCUUUCCUUCUUCUCUUUUGAGUCAGUUACAUCACUUUUGGAGAAGGUUCAGCGUCUCCUGAAUGUUAAAGGCCCCACGUUGGGCGCCAGUUAGAAAUAUGUCCUGGUUUGGGACAAAUUCGGGAGAAAACCCCUGUAUAGGAUCCCUCUAAGGAAGCAAACCCACGUGGCUCCUCCCUCCAACUGGUCCGGAAAAAAAACCAAAACCCUCUUUGGAGAAAAGUGGAAAAAACUAUUUUACUAAACAAAUGAAGUGCAUACAAGUAUAAAGAAUGAAUAGUGUGAAACAAUAAAACCUCUCUUUCUGAAGUGAGAUGGCAAACUGAGAAAGUCCUUGCCGUGGGUGUAGCUCGGCUCUCUCUCAGCGUCUCCAGUCCCAGUCCCUCCGGCGCUGCUGGAAAAUGCCGAGGUCCAGGCCCCGGUGGGCCGCAGGUGCAGCCCCCAGUGCUCCCCUGGGUUUUCAGUCUAGAGCAGGUUUAAACAGUUCCAAGAAAAAGGAAAAAAAACAGUCCAGGGAAAUUCUCUGCCCUAGCUAGCUGAAACUAACUAAAAGCAAAGAAAAAAAAAUCUCUGUCCUGCAGUCUCUCUAAGCCUCCGCCGGACACGCCGUCCGCAGAAGAAUGUGGAGGAGUCGGGCAGUUUUCUCAAAACAAACUCCGCGCUUCUCCUUGCUCUUAGAACCAGUCUUAAAGGCACAGGACUCAAUAUACAGCACAAACAGAACAGACGAUUGGGGAUACAGGCAUCAUAAAGUUACCCUAAGACAAAGGGCCAUCCUAUUGAUGAUCAGCAUCCUCAUCAUCAUUCGAAGGUUGCCUGUUGGCCCCAUUCUGCUUUCGGUGUCGCAAGUCAGGGUGGAUGCACCUUGCAGGUAUUCACCGUACCCCAGUAUCUGUGUGUCGUGGGUUGGCACAGUUUAGUUUUUAGUUAUGGAGAAAUGUGGAAUAUAUUUUCGGGUCAGGACCUGGGAACUGCUUUAGAAAGGACAGGGACCUAUCAGAAGGUUAGUUGGGAUAUUGGCAUCUGUUUUGACCACUGAGAAUGUCAAUUGCGAGUUUGGGAUGUGCCCAUAUUAAAAAACCUGAUUUCCUGCAGGUCAGCCCUUUUCCCUUUGGCCAGAGACAAGUAACAUAGAGUUGGGCCUGUUGCUCCUCCCCCCUUUGGGGGGAAGCUGGCCCAAGGCCUAGGUGGAUU